AUGAAUGACCAGAUACCCUCAUGGCAGCAAAUUGGAGUUGCUCGGCGAGCACAGAUCUCACGCAAGAUACCUGAUGCCUGGAAGCUCCCAGAGUACUUGCUCACCAAGAAGAACUUUCUCGAGUUACCAAAAAUAUGUGGUAUUUUGAGCAAAUCAGAGCUCGAGAUCACCGAAAAACGAGCAGUGGACAUUGUCUCUUUGGUGCAGACAGGGCUACUGACCUCCGUUGAGGUUACCAUCGCAUUUUGCAAGAGGGCUGCGAUUGCACAUCAGACGACAAACUGCCUUGCAGAAAUUCUGUUCGAGGAAGCAAUAGCACAAGCCGAAGCACUGGACGAAUAUCAACGAGUGCACCGCAAAACACGGGGACCAUUACACGGGUUGCCAGUUUCUGUCAAAGAACACAUUAGGCUUAAAGGUUCAAGGGCCACUUCCGGUCUCAUAUCUUGGGCCAAUGCAGAAGACACCGAGGAUGCACAUAUUGUGAAGAUUUUUCGAGAGCAAGGUGCAGUAUUCCACGUUAAAACUACAAACCCGCAGUCUUUAAUGUCCCUUGAGACAAACUCAAAUAUUUUCGGAAGAACACUGAACCCUCACAAUGCCGACUUGACAUCGGGUGGCAGCUCCGGCGGUGAAGCAGCUUUGUUGGCAAUGCGAGGAAGCAUCCUGGGUAUAGGGACAGAUAUUGGUGGGUCCAUUCGCGUACCCUGUGCCGCUUGCGGUAUCUAUGGCCUGAAGCCUAGUGUGGGAAGAUUACCACAUAGUGGUUUAAGUGGACUACACGAAGGCAUGCAGAACAUUGUCGGUGUAGUCGGACCCAUGGCUCUAUGCCCCGAAGAUCUGGAGUUAUUUUGCACUGCUGCUCUACGACCACAGCCGUGGCUUUAUGAGCCAUCAGUUAUUGAGAUCCCAUGGAGAAUUACAAAGUCGAUUCCUGUCCAUUUGAAGAUAGGAGUCAUGUGGAAUGAUAGCGUCGUGCAGCCACACCCUCCCGUUUCGCGAGCACUGAAGCGCACCGUUUCAGCAUUGAAAGAGGCAGGCCACUCUGUCGUGGACUGGGAACCUCAUCUACAUGAACAAAUUUAUAACGUGGCCAACGAAGCGUAUUUUCUCGAUGGCGGUGAGGAAUACUUCCAAACGCUGGAGAAAGGUAAAGAGCCCCCAGUAGCUAUGUUGAAAUGGUUGCUUGACACAAAGGCCCUUCGUCGUUAUUCCAUCGAAGAUAGCUUCAAGGUCAAUGCCACUAUUGAGAUGUUGAAGACUUUGUAUACAAAGCAGUGGAACGCUACGAAAGUGGAUGCAAUAAUCUGUCCUGUCCGCCCAACAGUUGCCGCUGUCCAUGAUGAAAGUCGAUACUGGGGGUACACUUCCGUCUUCAACGUCCUUGAUUAUUCAUCUGUCUCAAUUCCCGUCGGUACUGUCAACGAAACGGAUACCUGGGAGAAUUUCCCCCCUGCGUCACCUAAAGCUAUGAGCUCUCUUGAUGCAUGGUACAGAGAACUAUAUGACAACGCCCAAGGAUACAAGAGGUAUCAAGACGCGCCAUUGUCUAUCCAAAUUGUGGGGAGGAGACUUGAGGAAGAGAGAACUCUGCGAAUAGCCACUCUUAUCUCCCAGCUCUUGGCUGCAUACAAACCAGUCUAG
Molecule: messenger RNA, 1644 nt
Organism: Penicillium lagena
Lineage: Eukaryota; Fungi; Ascomycota; Eurotiomycetes; Eurotiales; Aspergillaceae
Product: amidase
Exons: 3
Coding region: 1-1644 (547 amino acids)
Source: RefSeq, a predicted model, not a curated record